AUGAAACUCACGAAGCAGAACGGGUUUCACCACCCGUGGCUUGGACGGAUCGAGUGCCCAACGGAUCAAGUGUCACGCGGUCGGUUUCCUUCUCAAACAACAAUCACACCACAAGAAAACAACACCCUACAGAUCGAGAUCCAACACGGCUCGAGGUUGCGCGGCUCAGGACUCUUGCCAGUUCAGGGACUAUGCGCGACUUGGAUAUCGCCUCGGGUCUCGCAUAAGCCAAAACCUCACACAGGCCGGGGCUCGCGACAACGUGGCAAGCUUCGGAUUGAUGGAUCGGUGUCACGGCUCCUUGCCCGAUUCGGAGAAAGACACGGCUCGGCGACGGCACAACUCGGGGACAACCAAGCUUUCUACGAGUCGGGAUCUAACCGUGGCUCAAACUAG
This is a messenger RNA of Arabis nemorensis, 396 nucleotides long. The record is from the annotation of a GenBank genome assembly. NCBI's taxonomy places the organism in Eukaryota, Viridiplantae, Streptophyta, Magnoliopsida, Brassicales, Brassicaceae.